AUGGCGGCGUCCGCGGCUGUCCGCGCUGGUGUGAGUUUCUCUCAGAGGUUCAUCAGAGUUUCACAGGCAGACUGCAGCGUGUGUCCCUUAUACCGCUUAAACAUGUGCACCGGAGCCAUGCGAGCAAUCGACGGGUUCACAGCGCCGAACAGACGCCUGCGGACGACAAUAAGUGUUUAUCAGAGUGAGAGUCAGUCACCUGUGGAGGACACACACGAGCAUGUGGUUAAUGUGGUGUAUAUCGACCGGUCAGGCCAGAGGAUUCCAGUCAAAGCUAAAGUUGGUGAUAAUGUUCUUUAUCUGGCACACAAGCAUGGCAUUGAUCUGGAGGGGGCGUGUGAAGCGUCUCUCGCGUGCUCUACGUGUCACGUGUACGUCAAGGGGGAAUACUACGACAAACUUCCAGAACCUGAAGAAAGGGAGGAUGAUAUGCUGGACAUGGCACCGAUGCUGCAGGAGAAUUCUCGUCUAGGUUGCCAGAUCAUUCUGACCCCUGAAAUGGAUGGGAUCGAGGUGACACUUCCGAAGGUCACACGCAACUUCUACGUGGACGGUCACGUCCCCAAACCUCACUGACAGGGUCAAAGGUCAGGGGUCAUGAGUGAGCACUGAAGGCCAAACGCUACGUCGACCGAUGUGACCGAUUGCAAAGCACUGUGGGAUACCAACACUAUUCACUUUCGAACGAACGCACGGGGGGCGUUCAAUGUCCAUAAACUGAUAAAAGCUGCUUUUAAUUCUGUGAAACAUCUGCACAGAAUUACUGAACUCGCAUGAAGUUCUCAUGUGUGUGCUUCUGUCGGUUCUGCUUUAACAUUUUGUUAAAUACUUUUACAGCAUAUUAUAAAUGAGUUUACUGAUAAACAUGUGACACAAUCUGUCAUCAGAGCGCUUCAUUACAGAUGUCAAACUGAAUAUAACGAAUACAAUCAGUUCUAUAUACAUCUAUGACAUUGUGCAUAAAGAAAAUAAAAUCUAUUUUUAGGUCCAUUAAGACUUUGGCAUGGUGACAAAUUUGUUUUGUGACAGUUAAGUUCAUUUUCCCUCCAAAUGUUCAUUACUGUAAUAUGAAGAACAUAAAAACCAUUAAAAUAUUUCCCUUUAAUGUCAUUAUAAUACCAGUUAUUCUCAUUACUGCACUGCAGAACUACUAUUUCAAGUACUAUUAAACAACAAAUAUUAGCACGAUGACUAAAUACUUUACAGUUUAAACAAUUCUGCAAUGGACGGGAAACGAUUGUCAUGAAAAUAAUGUCACAAUAUCAAAAAUCAUAAUAGUGGCAAAAUACUUUGUUGUACAUUUUGGGCUAAAAUGCCUUGGACACGAUGUCUGGCCUUUAUACAGCUAAUAAUGUGUCAUUCCAGUUUAUUAUCAUUGAUCAGGAAUAAACACAUUCCUCCUGUCUCACACAUCACGUGUACUGUAAGUGUUCAGUUAUUAUUGUCCAACUGUAAAACACAAGUUAAAGGUUUUUACAGUAAUGUGCUUUUAGUUGUGCUCCAUGUACACAAUAAACA
Messenger RNA from Xyrauchen texanus (razorback sucker), 1518 nucleotides. It is a transcript of the gene fdx2, whose product is annotated as ferredoxin 2. The coding region runs from base 1 to 576 and encodes 191 amino acids. Gene Ontology annotation, cellular component: mitochondrion. The transcript is spliced from 5 exons. NCBI's taxonomy places the organism in Eukaryota, Metazoa, Chordata, Actinopteri, Cypriniformes, Catostomidae. Gene Ontology annotation, biological process: positive regulation of oxidoreductase activity; P450-containing electron transport chain. The record is from RefSeq and is a predicted model, not a curated record. Gene Ontology annotation, molecular function: 2 iron, 2 sulfur cluster binding.